CCCUACCUCGCACACCCUGCGGCAUUCGCUCCUCAGACACCGACGGGGUGGUAGUGAUGGCAGACGCCAAUCCUAGCACCGCGGCGGCCGCCGAGGAAGCCAAGCCUGAUGCGAAGACAGUCCAGGUGCUGCGGGACAUGGCCAAUCGCCUGCGCAUCCAUUCUAUCAGGGCCACGUGUGCUUCGAGCUUCGGCCACCCUACAUCCUCCAGCAGUGCUGCUGAGAUCAUGUCCGUGCUGUUUUUCCACAUCAUGAGAUACAAACAGGAUGAUCCGGAGAACGUAGACAAUGACCGUUUCAUUCUCUCCAAGAGACUUUCAUUUGUUGAUGUGGCAACUGGAUGGCUCGGGCAAGGACUGGGGGCCGCUUGCGGGAUGGCAUAUACUGGCAAGUACUUUGACAAAGCAAGCUACCGCGUGUUCUGCCUCAUGGGAGAUGGCGAGUCCUCUGAAGGCUCCGUCUGGGAGGCAUUGGCUUUUGCUUCCCACUACAAUCUGGACAAUCUUGUGGCCAUCUUCGACGUGAACCGCCUGGGCCACAGUGGUGCCUUGCCCGUUGAGCACUGCAUAGAUGUCUAUCAGAAACGCUGUGAAGCCUUUGGGUGGAAUACUUACGUGGUGGAUGGCCGUGAUGUGGAGGCCCUGUGCCAGGUGUUCUGGCAGGCAAGUCAAGUGAGGAACAAGCCCAGUGCUGUAGUUGCCAAGACCUUCAAGGGCCGGGGCAUUCCAAGUGUUGAAGAUGUAGAAAAUUGGCAUGGAAAACCAAUGCCAAAGGAAAGAGCUGAUGCAAUUAUAAAACUGAUUGAGAGCCAGAUACAGACUAACAAGAAUCCUGAACCAAAACCCCCUAUUGAAGACUCGCCUCUAAUCAAUAUUGUGGAUAUAGAAAUGAGCUCUCCACCUGCUUACAAAGUCGGUGAGCAGAUAGCUACUCGGAAAGCCUGUGGUUUGGCUCUGGCUAAGCUGGGCCAUGCAAACGAUAGAGUCAUUGUGCUGGAUGGUGACACCAAGAACUCCACCUUCUCAGACAUAUUCAAGAGAGAGCACCCUGAGCGGUUCAUUGAAUGUUUUAUUGCUGAGCAAAACAUGGUGAGCGUGGCACUGGGAUGCGCCACCCGUGGUCGGACCAUUGCUUUUGCUAGCACCUUCGCUGCCUUCUUGACCCGAGCAUUUGAUCAAAUCCGGAUGGGAGCCAUCUCUCAAAUCAACAUCAACCUUAUUGGGUCCCACUGCGGGGUAUCCGUUGGUGAAGAUGGUCCCUCCCAGAUGGCCCUGGAAGAUCUGGCCAUGUUCCGAUCCGUUCCCAACUGCACUAUUUUCUAUCCAAGUGAUGCCAUCUCAACAGAGCAUGCUGUUUUCCUGGCAGCCAAUACCAAGGGGAUGUGCUAUAUUCGGACCAGCAGACCGGAAACUGCAGUUAUUUACACCCCACAAGAAAGCUUUGUGAUCGGACAGGCCAAGGUCGUCCGCCACAGUGUCAAUGACAAAGUCACAGUUAUUGGAGCUGGAGUUACUCUGCAUGAAGCCUUAGCAGCUGCCGAAAAUCUUUCCAAGGAAGAUAUUUCCAUCCGUGUCAUCGACCUGUUCACCAUUAAACCCCUGGAUGUUACCACCAUUAUCUCUAAUGCCAAAGCCACAGGUGGCCGUAUUAUCACAGUGGAGGAUCACUACCCAGAAGGUGGCAUCGGGGAGGCUGUCUCUGCAGCUGUCUCCAUGGAGCCUGACAUCUUGGUCCAUCAGCUGGCAGUGCCUGGAGUGCCUCAGAGUGGGAAGCCGAGUGAGCUGCUGGAUAUGUAUGGAGUCAGUGCCAGACACAUCAUAGUGGCCGUGAAAUGUAUUUUAAUGAACUAAAAUACAUUACUUGGCAUUAGACUUGGAAGACUGGCUUCUCUACCUUACAUUUAUGCUUGCUGCCAGACUUAUCAUUUAAAUCUAUACAGUUAUAUUUUCUUAAAAAUUUAAGCAAGUUAACUACUUUCCUGUUAAACCAUAAGUACAUAUACAAGUGUAACUCUCAUCUUUGACUCAUUAAUAAGAUUACAAAUAAGAGAAUAGCUGACAAAACAACCACAUAAAAGUUUUCUGAUAAGACAACGGGUAACUGGGUUAGGGAUCAACGUAGGAUAAGUUUCUUAAAUGUGUAUUGUAAGUAAAGAAAGUGUAAAUUGCACUGUCAACUGCAUCGCUCACAUGUUGUGGCCCUGUAGCACCCUGCCCCACACAGCUGUCCUCAUCUGACAGUUUGCGUGCUGCCAUCCUACCUGCAGCUUCCUGGGGACAGUGUGACUGUAGGUGCCCUGGAACCUCCUCUGGCGUUUGCCUUCAUCUCCCCUGGACAGGGCGGAGGCUGUGGAGCAGCAGCGGAAGCUCUCCGGGUGUCCUGUGCUGUGACAAGAGGACACAAACUAGUUCUAGUCUCGACACUGCACUCCUUUGUGAGUGCGCUCAAAUGUCUCAUUUGCCCAGGGACCAAACUGUUAGCUCAAUCAUAUUCAUCUGCUAAAGGUACUAGUUAAUGUUAAUAAAGCAUUUAAAAAACCCAGCUGCUUUACUCUCUUUGUGCUUUGUAUGUGUGAUCUGGUCUCCUUAAUAAAAUUCUAAUUAAGGAAGGAGUUUCUAUCUAAACCAGGAAAGAGAGUUCCGUUCCCCUACAAUAGAAGCCCGCGGAAAAGGUAUUAGGCGGGAGGUGUACCACUAGACGAUAGUGUAUGGCUUGAGCUGACAAGAGGAAUGUCUUGAUACGUCAUGGUCCUAAUUUUUACUGCCCUUAUUCACUGGUCAGCAGGGGUCUUUGUUCAAGAAUAGUAGAGACCCAGACCCAGAACUACCCUGGCACUUGGGAGUCCUCGUAGGGGCCUGUUCACUCUGCUCCUGUGCUUUUAAAUCACUGAACUGGUUUCCUGGCCUGUAAAAUUAGCAUGAUGAUUGCUGUGCUUGUUUCACAAGAUUUCAAAAACAUUUAUUUUUGUGUAAGACAAUAGAAGAUAAAACAUCAAUAUACAAAAAUACUAAAAAUAUCAAAUGGAUUUUAAAAAGUAACAGUUGAUACAGGGUCACUGUAGAAAAUCUAGAAAAUACAAAUUUUGACCUCACUUAACCAACCAUCUCACACUCCAUAUAAGUCAGCCUUUUAAACUGCACAAUUCAGUGGUUUUUAAUAUACUCACCCGAGUUGUGCAACUAUCACCAUGAUCCGUUUUAGGACUCCCAAAAAGAAACCCUGAAUUCCUUAGUAGUCACUACCAUUCCCCUUCCCAGCCCCUGGCAACCACUCCUGUAUUUUCUGUCUCUGGAUUUGCCUCUUCUGGACAUUCCAUAUGAGUAGAAUUGUAUAGGGUAUGGCCUUUUGGGCUUUGGCUUUUUUCACUUCAUGUAAUGCAUUUGAGGUUCAUCCACAUGGUAGCAUGUGCCAGGACUCCAUUCCUUUUUAUGGCCACAUAAUCCUUCCUAUGUAUAUACCACAUUUUAUUCAUCAGUUGGACGUUUAGGUGCUUCUCACUUUUUCUGUUGUGAAUAAUGCUACAAACAUUCUAUAAGUUCGUGGAUGUGAAUUUUCAGUUCUCUUGGGUGUAUAUAAAUCUAGGAGUGGAGUUGCAGACCUGUAAUUUCUGUUUACAACUUUUCGUGUGUGUGUGUGUGUGAGAAAGGGAAAAAAAGUUUGAGGAGUGGGAGACUGAUCAUGAAGGUGCCCUGACGUGUAAAGCACUGGAUACUCUUAAGGCUAGCCAUUAGGAAUACAGCCAGAAUGUAUGGUCAUGCAUGAUGAGCACCACAUCUGCUCGGAUUCAGGUGUAAAAUGCCCCAUCUGGUGAGAUCGACAACAAAAAUAGAACAAUCAAUACAAUCCAUGAUGAAAGGGCUGUUCCAAAAGCCUAAAUUCAGGCCCCCACAGGUGCUAGGCCAAAACAGUAGGACCCAUUUGGUAACACAGGCUGAGAGGAGCCAUGAUGAGAAAGAGAAGGAAAUGGACUUGUAGCCAGCGUCGCUCAGCUAUAGCUCCUGAGUACAGAGUAGCCAAAGCGGAGGAGGAAGCACACCAUCAAAUCUUGUAGGUGCUAAAAUAGGUCUGAAUGUUGGAGGGGGUCCACCCUUUUUGCCUCAGUUUUUUCACCUAUAAAAGGGGAUGACGGUGCUGAUGAUGGUGAUAAUAUCUAUCUCAUAGGGUUGUGGCCAGGAUUUUAGAAGUGCCACCGGAAUGUCCCCACUGACGGCCUCUUCGUUCCGGGCGUAUUCCUACUCCCCAGGCCCAGCCUCGGCCCGCCCCUCCCCCCCUCAAUGCUCAAGCCCCUUCCGGGCCUCAUCCCGGGCUUCGCAGUGACUAGGCCCCGCCUUUCCCGUCCCUGGCCAGCCCUCUCCUCAGCAGCCCUGGCUGCUCGCACCCACCUCCAAACCGCCUAUGCCCUACUGGGACUCCCUCUACCCACCAUUUGACACCGCUCACUCCAGCCGUGCCCGCCCGCCCGGCCGGCCGGCCCUGCGCCCCCCUCAAUACCGGGCCAAUUGAGAGCUGGCGGCAGUUGGGUCACGUUGUUGGGUUUUGUCCCGUCACUCAUUGGGCUCCAGCCAAUCAGCGUUGCUUGCGCCAGGCGGGUGCAGGAGCGGGUCAACGCCCUGAACAACGAGCAUCCCCGCGGGUGCUUAGCUGGAACCCCCAGGGUGUGAGGCACUGCAAAGCCCAGGUCCCCAAGGGACAAGUCGGAGAAGGGGCUCUGCCCUUAACCUUGGGCCAACCAGCGAUGGACAGAGGUAUGGCCAGAGAGAAAGGGACACUGGUGGUGGUGGGGGUGAUGGCCUUGGAGGGGCAGGGGU
Messenger RNA from Mirounga angustirostris (Northern elephant seal), 4808 nucleotides. It is a transcript of the gene TKTL1, whose product is annotated as transketolase like 1. The transcript has 13 exons. NCBI's taxonomy places the organism in Eukaryota, Metazoa, Chordata, Mammalia, Carnivora, Phocidae. The record is from RefSeq and is a predicted model, not a curated record. Gene Ontology annotation, molecular function: thiamine pyrophosphate binding; transketolase activity. Bases 57 to 1850 code for a protein of 597 amino acids.